AUGGGAAGAGCUUUCGUGUAUGUAAUUCUCGGAGGAGGUGUUGCUGCUGGUUAUGCUGCUCUCGAAUUCACGAGGAAAGGUGUCUCCGAGGGCGAACUCUGCAUCAUUUCCGAAGAACCCGUUGCACCAUAUGAGAGGCCCGCGUUAAGCAAAGGUUUUCUGCUGCCAGAAGCUCCUGCACGGCUUCCUUCUUUCCACACUUGUGUUGGGGCUAAUGAUGAGAAGCUCACUCCGAAAUGGUACAAGGAAAAUGGAAUUGAAUUAGUCCUUGGAACUCGUGUUAAGUCCGUUGAUGUGAGGAGGAAGACUCUUUUAUCGAGCACUGGGGAAACCAUAAGUUACAAAUUCUUGAUCAUUGCGACAGGUGCCAGGGCGUUGAAGCUCGAGGAAUUUGGCGUGGAAGGCUCAGAUGCUGAAAACGUUUGUUACUUACGAGAUCUGAGCGACGCAAAUAGGCUUGCCACUGCGAUCCAAUCAAGCUCCAAUGGGAAUGCUGUUGUUAUUGGUGGUGGCUAUAUCGGCAUGGAGUGUGCUGCAUCUUUAGUGAUCAACAAGAUCAAUGUGACCAUGGUUUUUCCAGAGGCUCACUGCAUGGCGCGUCUCUUUACGCCCAAGAUUGCAAGUUUGUAUGAAGAAUACUACAGAGCUAAAGGAGUGAAAUUCAUCAAAGGAACGGUUUUGACAUCAUUUGAGUUUGACUCAGAUAAAAAGGUCACGGCGGUCAAUCUCAAAGAUGGGAGCCAGUUACCAGCAGAUUUGGUCGUGGUUGGAAUUGGAAUACGACCAAACACGAGCUUGUUUGAAGGACAGCUAACGAUAGAGAAAGGAGGGAUCAAAGUGAACAGCAAAAUGCAGUCAAGUGACAGCUCGGUGUAUGCAAUAGGCGAUGUAGCUACAUUCCCAGUGAAAAUAUUUGGCGAAAUGAGGAGGCUUGAGCACGUGGACUCGGCUAGGAAAUCCGCACUGCACGCUGUUUCAGCCAUCAUGGAGCCAGAAAAGACCGGAGAAUUUGACUACUUGCCGUUUUUCUACUCAAGGGUCUUUGCCUUCUCGUGGCAGUUCUACGGAGACCCUGUGGGUGAAGUUGUGCACUUUGGGGAGUAUGAAGACGGCAAAGCGUUUGGAGCGUAUUGGGUUAAAAAAGGUCACCUCGUUGGGUCGUUUCUUGAAGGAGGGACUAAAGAAGAAUAUGAAACUAUCUCAAAGGCGACACAGUUGAAACCAGCUGUGACUGAUUUGGAAGAACUGGGAAGAGAAGGGCUCGGGUUUGCUCAGAGCGUGGUGAGUCAGCAUAUAGUUCCGGAAGUUAAGGAUGUUCCGAGCUCAGAGAUGGCGAGGCAGUCUUCAGGAGUGGUGGUGAUGGCGAAGCCUUUGCAUUUAUGGCACGCGGCGACUGGAGUCGUUGUUGCUGCAUCCGUUGCUGCGUUUGCGUUUUGGUAUGGGAGGAGACGCCGUAGAUGGUGA
This is a messenger RNA of Thlaspi arvense, 1464 nucleotides long. The record is from the annotation of a GenBank genome assembly. Lineage: Eukaryota; Viridiplantae; Streptophyta; Magnoliopsida; Brassicales; Brassicaceae.